AUGACGUCUCGCCGACCCAGCACGGCCAAUGAUGCAGGUUCGCCACGUAUGCCUUUCACAUCAGCAGAGGCACUGCUCUGGGGACCUGAAAUGAAAAAGCAACAUGCAUAUCUUCUCACAGAGAUGCGUGCACUUCAGAAACAGCAUGAAGGCUACGAUGCUCGGAUACGAGCUACUGAAGCUAUUGCAGCAGCCGCAGAAGCUACCGCAGUACAAAUUCGUGACUUAGAACAACAACUCGCUGCCAUUGAGGCAGAAAACAAUGACAAGGGUUUCGAGAAGUGGGUUUCGAGCGAAAUGACACGACUGAGUGUUUUCGUCGAUACCAACAAGAACAUCAAAGAGAAGCAAAUUGAGCUUGACAACAAGGUAUCGAACAUGUCAGAAGCUUUGGCGAAGCUCUCACACAGGCCCAUGGAAUUAGACACUGUCCUCCAACGUCUUGAACUCCUUGAACAUAGUCGCAAGGAGGAUGCGGAUCGGAUCCAAAGUCUGGAAGCAGAGAUCGGCCGUCUCAGGUCUGUACGGGAAAGCGAAACUACUGACAGUGUUUGUGCAAUAGUGGGAACAACUUCAAAAAAAUACACCGAGACAGAGUUGAUAGAUUCACAGCUGUUGAAUUGUGAGACAUGGGACAGAACAACUGGACCGAAUGACGAGUCGAUAAUCCUUUCGCAAACAACCCCACUCGAGGAAGUACAAGUCCCUCAAAGUCCUGUGGUACAGACAGCAAGCCAUUGGACAGCCGUUACUGCAUCUCCUACCAAAGACUGGCUUGUUCCAUCGGCUAGACUGGGGCUAUCGCAAAGGCACCCAAUCCAUGAUUCAAAAGUAUCACGACCUAUAGAUGAGGAGAGUCUACAGCAAGUACCUGCUGAGAACCUAUGUUCCAAUAUGCGUCAUGCCUCUCCACCACCUACACAACUUGUUUCCAGGGAGCGGCAACGCAAGAAGCCUACCCCCGCAUCACAGCAGAAUGCUGCAACACUUCCUACAGACACAGCUCCAGCAAGCGAACUCCCAGCCACACAGCUCAUAGACAGGAGGCCACCCCGAAAGCGGAAGCAACCUCAUCCUGAGCCUCAAUCACAACGACUGACGCGCUCUUCGGCGAAGAAAAUGGAAGCGAGAGAAAGUGGGAUUCAGGCAUCGCUAGGAUCGAAGACUGUCCCAGUGGUCCAAUCAACAUCUAAAAUUGAGCUAAUAUCCUCACCACGGAAGAAGUUGAAGGGUUCACUCAAGAAGGAGAAAACGCCCACUCCCACUCCGGUGGCCGCGUGUUCAGAAGUUCCAAAAAGACUAAUAGUGAAACUACCAUCUCCACAAAAAGAAAAUCGCGUCGAUACUGGUCUCAUAAACCAUUCACCAAAUCACCGCGAAAAGCAGAGACUAGAACACGAUCAUUCUUCAAAGUACCUAAGAAACAUGCGAGCUCUCGGGGUGGGCAGCCUCAAGAGGAGUCGGCAAUCGUUCCGGUAA
Bipolaris oryzae ATCC 44560 is the source of this 1479-nucleotide messenger RNA. RefSeq lists its product as uncharacterized. Lineage: Eukaryota; Fungi; Ascomycota; Dothideomycetes; Pleosporales; Pleosporaceae. The record is from RefSeq and is a predicted model, not a curated record. The coding region runs from base 1 to 1479 and encodes 492 amino acids. The transcript is spliced from 3 exons.